Molecule: messenger RNA, 1744 nt
Organism: Marchantia polymorpha subsp. ruderalis
Lineage: Eukaryota; Viridiplantae; Streptophyta; Marchantiopsida; Marchantiales; Marchantiaceae
Source: the annotation of a GenBank genome assembly
UGGUGCCCGGCUUAUUUCGGCGACACAAUUCUGGUGAACGGCAAAGCCUGGGCCGUGUACCUCUUCCGCAUUCUGAAAGCGGCCAAUGCUCGGUUUUCACUUGCACCAAUUCCGAAUUGACAGUAUAAAAUGACAUGCAACUUCAUCAUUUUCGCACUGGUCGAUGUGACGGGAGAUCAGAUGAGAUGAGUAUUCGCGUAACGAGAGAGAGGUUGUCCUUCUGGUUGUCUUCAUUUUUCGUUCACAUUCCCACAUUGGUCGAUGCGAGCCUCAAACACUAACCUCUGGCGACGAGGUUAGUGUUUGACUGACAAGUGCUGAUGAGCUUCAAACGGGAGAAGGAAGAAGCCGCAUUGAGGAAGGAGAGCGAGGAGGAAGCGACCUGAUUCUUCCUACCUUCCCGACUCUUCUAAUCAGACGUAUUGGGGAAGGGUUAGGAGCAUAAGGAACACUGUCAACACCACCAAGCUCAUCCUGCCGCUGAAGUCAUUCAUGUGCCCUCUGACGAAGGAGCCAAUGGUGGAUCCGGUCAGUCUAGUAACAGGCUCAUGCUUCGAGCGGGCAUCGAUAACAGCGUGGUUCGCAGAAGGAAACACGAUCGAUAUGAGAACCAAACUCAUAUCGAAAUGGGGUGCUAUUGCUGGGUUGGCUGCCGACGGCAGGCAAAUUGUUACUUGUGCAAGAGCAGAAGCUGGAAAUUACUUGGGCUUUUACGGUGAAGAACUCCCCACCAAAGAGCUUUGCGACAGAGUCGCUUACUACGUGCAUCUAUGCACCCUUUACUGGUGGCUCCGGCCAUAUGGUUCGGCCGCCAUACUAGGUGGUUAUGAUCGGGAUGGUCCUCAGUUGUACAUGAUUGAGCCCUCAGGUGUUGCUUAUCGGUACUUUGGUGCUGCAGUAGGAAAAGGGAGUGCCAAAACAGAGAUUGAAAAGCUAAAGUUGUCCCAAAUGACAUGUCGAGAGGGUGUCAUUGCUGUUGCAAAGAUUAUUUACAAUGUACACGAUGAAGCUAAGGACAAAGCUUUUGAGCUAGAAAUGAGCUGGAUCUGCGAUGAAUCAAAGCGUGAGCACCAACGGGUCCCUGCUGAUCUUCUUGCGGAAGCCAAAUGGGGAAUGUGGGUGGUGUUGAGAAGAAGGAUAUUUCGCGGCUCCUGAUUCAGAUCAGAGGGAAAUAUGGUCCUGACGACCAGUGGCUAGCUAAUUACGUCUGGGGUCUGCACUCUGAUUCGAAAUAAGAUGGUGGCAUCCAAUUGUGAGUUACUCUUAGUUUGUGUGCUGACUGAAUCGAAUGCAUAGCAAGUGGUAGGAUUAUGUCGACAUGGUGACCCGAGCAUUCCAAAGAUAUGACGCUUACCUUCCCAUAGGUAGAAGCUGCUCUCAGAGGGUGCCGUUUCUUAUGUACCAUUUCGUUGACAUCCUUAUCCUCGGCAUUUUCAGGAGUUGCCAUCACUGCCCUCCUCUGUGGAGUUGUCCAACACAAGAUGUAACUGUAUCAGAGGCCACGUUCUCAUUAUUAAUGCAUUUUGUAUAGCAAACUAGGAAUUAAAUGUAAGUUUUAAUCUCACCAGUACAAAGCGAUUGUCCAGAUGUAGAUGUAGAUGUAUAUGUAGAUGCCUGACGCAGUUGCUCAGUUCUGUUGCAAUAUCGAAGUUUCCUCAUAGAGUGAAUAUGUAAUUCGUAAUUCUUAAUAUGUAAUGAACUUAAUUCUGGUGUUCAUUUCGGGUCUGUAUGAUUGGGUCGUUUU